AUGGCGGCGGCGGCGGCGCGUGGGAUACUGCUUGAGAGCGCCGCGGCAGAGGUCGUGGCUUCCGACGAAACCGAAGACUGGAAACGAGGAGAGAAAGCCACGACAGGACGAGCGGCGCUCUUCGGGCAUCCCCGCGCGCGCGCCCCGCCCACCGCGCGACCUCGCGCAAUAAUGUCGUCCUCCUCCGCCGCGUCCACGCCGCCGCCGCCGCAGCGGAAGAAGAAGGAGAGCGAGAGGGACUGGGCGACGCCGCGCCGCGUCGUCCUUUGCGUCGGCGACGACGACGACGCGAAUAACGUCGCGUGGACGUGGACCGCUUCGCGCCUCCUCGAGCCCGCGGACGACGUCACGCUCCUCAAGGUCUGGGUCCCGGACGACGCCGACUUCGCGGACGAUCUCGAGCCGCGGUACGCGGAGGACGCGUCGUUCGCCGCGGACGCCGCGAGCGCGCGACGCGACCUCCCGCCCGCGGUGCGCGCGGGCGUGGACGCGCGAGAGCGCGCGCACUCGGGGAGUCUGACCGAGGUCGUUCUCCUUCGCGGCGCACGCGCCGGCGACGGCGGCGGCGUCGCGUCGCAGAUCGUGAGAUACUGCGAGCGCCACCGCGCGACGCUCGUCGUCCUCGGCGCGCGCCCGCGGCACGGCGCGGUCGCGCGCGUCGUCCUGGGCAGCGUCUCCGACGCGGUAGUCAACGCGCUUCGCGUCCCGUGCGUCGUCGUCCGCCGCGGCGGCGCGUCCACGGCGGUCGGGAGGCUCGAGGUGGCGUCCGGGCCGGGCGCGGCGGGAGCGACGGCGCGCGUUACGGACGACGAGCGCGCGACGGAGGAGGUUGGGGGGAUCGCGGCGGCGAUGGCGUCGUUGGACGUGACGCCGGAGGAGGAGGAGGAGGAGGAGGAGGACGCCAGCUGUGCGGCGGCGGCGUGGGACGCGGUUCGCGCCGCGGCGGAGGGCGACCGACCGACGCCGACGCCGACGCCGACGCCGACGCCGACGCCGACGCCGACGCCGACGCCGACGCCCGCGACGCCCGCGACCGCGCCGCCGCUGCCGCGCGGUCGACGCGUCGUCAUCGCGGUCGACGGCUCGCGCGUCUCGCGACGGAUGACGACGUGGUGCGUGGAGCGUCUUCUGCGGCCGACGGACGAGGUGAUCUUCGCGCACGCGUUGAAGGGCGCGACGGAGGCGUUUUCCCGCGAGCAUUACGCGGGCGCGGUGUCGCGCGCGGAGAGAGACGUGGAGGCGGCGUGGGAUGAGAUCGAGCCCGCGCUGCGCGCGGAGUGGACGCGCGCGCCGUACCCGGAGCUCGGACCGGGGGAGAAGACCGAGACCAAAAAAUCCACCCGAGGAGACGAAGAAAAAGAGCCGCCGCCGCCGCCGCCGCCGCCGCCGCCGCCGCGCGGGGUGCUGUUCGCGGGCAAACAGAACGCGUCGCUCGUCGAGAAGCUCCCGGACGCGCCGUGGAGCGAGCUCGACGCGUGCGUGCUCGCGGUCGCGACGUUUCUGAGGACGUAUAAGUGCGCGUACCCGCCGAGAGGGGCGCUGCCGCCGCCGCCGGCGCGGUUCGCGCUCGCGACGCUCGCGGCGACGACGCGCGCGGACCUCAUCGUCGUCGGGUCCAGGGGGCUCACCGGGUUGAAGCGCGGGGUGAUGCGGAGCACGAGCACGUACUUGAUCGAGAACGCGUCGUGCCCGUGUUUGGUGUACCGAGAGCCGCCGGUGAGCGAACCGUUCGAGAUGGACGGAUGA
Molecule: messenger RNA, 1746 nt
Organism: Micromonas pusilla CCMP1545
Lineage: Eukaryota; Viridiplantae; Chlorophyta; Mamiellophyceae; Mamiellales; Mamiellaceae
Exons: 1
Coding region: 1-1746 (581 amino acids)
Source: RefSeq, a predicted model, not a curated record